Penicillium cinerascens is the source of this 1143-nucleotide messenger RNA. RefSeq names its product serine hydrolase domain-containing protein. The record is from RefSeq and is a predicted model, not a curated record. The coding region runs from base 1 to 1143 and encodes 380 amino acids. Lineage: Eukaryota; Fungi; Ascomycota; Eurotiomycetes; Eurotiales; Aspergillaceae. The transcript has a single exon.
AUGGCCGAAGUCCAAGGUUAUUGCGAUUCAAAAUUCAACCCGGUCCGUGAGAUUCUACAGCAGAGAAUUGCCAGUGGAGAUGAGCUGGGUGCCUCACUCUGUAUCAAUGUGGACGGCAAAACAGUGCUCGACCUCUGGGGCGGGCACAUGAAUGUAGCUCAGACAAAGGAAUGGACCGAAGACACCAUCACAGGAGUGUGGUCCUCCACAAAGCUCGUUACCUGUCUGGCUGUACAAAUUCUCGCCAGUCGCGGCCUGAUAGACGUGGACGAGAAGGUUGCUGCUUACUGGCCUGAGUUUGCCGCCAACGGCAAGGAGAAUGCGAAGGUGUCGCAUAUUCUCAGUCAUACUUCUGGAGUGCCGGCAUGGGAUGGAUUGAUCUCUGCCGAGGAGAUCCAAGAUACGAAGAAAGCUACGGACCGACUCGCCGACCAAGCUCCUUGGUGGGUUCCGGGCGAGCAGCAUGGAUACCAUCUAAUCAGCUGGGGCCAUAUGAUGGGCGAACUCGUGCGACGGAUAAGUGGCAAGUCUCUGACUCAAUUCAUUUCGGAUGAGAUCGCUACUCCACUCGGCGCCGAUUUCCGGCUUGGGUUACCGGAACAAGACUAUUCGCGUACGGCUGAUAUUGUUCCACCCCCACCAGUGUCGCUUGAUGGUAUCGAUGCCGCAAGUCUUGUAGUGAGAGCGAUGGUUGGGUCGGCUAUGGACCCUACGCUACCAAAUCAGACUGGCUUUAGAAAGUCCGAAAUUGGUGCUGCAAAUGGUUUCUCGAAUGCUCGUGCUCUAGCACGCAUCGGAUCGGUCAUCUCUCUGGAUGGUGUCGUCGAUGGCAAAAAGUAUCUCUCUUCCGGUACACUUGAUAAAAUGAUGGAAGAGCAGGCCAAAGGGCUAGACCCGGCUCUUCUGCUCUAUACCCGAUAUGGUCUCGGGGUCGGACUGCCUUCCUUACAGACUCUUCCUUGUAUUCCAGAGGAUGAUCAUAUUUGCUUCUGGGGUGGUUGGGGAGGAUCUCUCCUCAUUAUGGACCGUGGCCGGCGGAUGACAAUCGCCUAUGUCAUGAACAAAAUGAGUGCCCGCCCUUUGGGAAAUGAGAGUGUCGAUUUGUAUGCCAAGGAGAUUUACAAAAUCCUUGGUGCGCUGUAG